AUGGAGUCGGUGCUUUCUACACUUUAUCGUUCAUAUGGCGCUACGGUGCCACCUGGUUCAGUCAUGCUUCCUUCCCUCUGCUCCCCUCCUCAUUCGGCGAACUUCGCAGGCCUCAGUGGGAGUUGUUCUGUUUCUGGUUCAGGUGGGCACCGUCAAACAGUCUUUUUUCCUGACAUCCACUCUGGUCAUUUAGGCUCUGAGGACCUAGCCAUUUUUUCGGCUCAGUCGUCCAGCCAAAUGGAGCACCCUAGCUCCCCUACUAGGAACAGUUUGUCGACUACUUCCCCAGCCGUACAGGCUGGCCUCGGGGGACCGAAUUCUGCCGUUGGCCAGAUUAUGCAACUACGUCUACCUCCGGCCAGUCGGUCGCGACAAGUAUCACUGCCGGUUGUUGCGGCGGCUGCAGGCGCGGGGAGUGGUUGCGGCUUCUCAAAUGGUGAUGUCCUCCGGUAG
Molecule: messenger RNA, 453 nt
Organism: Protopolystoma xenopodis
Lineage: Eukaryota; Metazoa; Platyhelminthes; Monogenea; Polystomatidea; Polystomatidae
Source: the annotation of a GenBank genome assembly